ACACACACAAACUAAGAAGAGAAGGGAGACAUAUUCUUGUUUCUUCUUUCUUAACAAAAUAUUUAUCCUUGAUGGUUUCUCCCAUUGGUGGUGAAGAGAUGAUUUUUACAUUGCAAGAUUCCCAAAGGGCAAUGCCUGCACCUUUCUUGACAAAAACAUAUAACCUAGUGGAUGAUCCAAGUAGUGAUCACAUUGUUUCAUGGGGUGAAUAUCAAACCACUUUUAUUGUGUGGAGACCUCCUGAGUUUGCUAUGGAUCUUCUUCCCAACUACUUUAAACACAACAAUUUCUCCAGCUUUGUUAGGCAGCUCAAUACUUAUGGAUUUAGAAAGAUAGUUCCAGAUAGAUGGGAGUUUGCAAAUGAACAUUUUAAGAAAGGGCAGAAACAUUUACUUUGUGAGAUUCAAAGAAGAAAGAGUACAACUCAACAAUUACACCAUUUGACACCCUACAAUGAAUACAUCACAAGAAGCAUCUAUCACCAAGAAACACAAAGCCCUAGCAGUGUUGAUCAUGAUAUCCUUUUGACACUCACACAAGACAACCAAAGGCUAAGGAAAAGGAACAUUUUACUAUUAUCUGAACUAGCUUACAUGAAGAAUCUCUACAAUGACCUUAUCUAUUUCAUUCAGAAUCAUGUCAAACCAGUUGAGCAAGAAUCCCCUUUGCUUUUAUGUAAUGAAGGUCUGAAUCAGAAAAUCAUUGAUCAUCAUCAUCAUGAACAAGUAAAUAUUGAAGAUCAUGAAGGGCCAAAGAGUGAUUGUGUAAAGUUGUUUGGAGUGAGUUUAUGUGGGAAAAAGAGAUUGAACCAUGAAAUUAGGAUUGAUCAAGAAGUAUUAGAAUGUUGAUUAGUGAACAUUUCUCUAUGGAUCACUAAUAGUAUAGAUAGAACUUAUUAGCUUUAGAUCAACUUAGUUCUUUAGUGUGCCCGUUUGUAUAUUCAUCACACCCUAGCCU
Molecule: messenger RNA, 957 nt
Organism: Lycium barbarum (goji berry)
Lineage: Eukaryota; Viridiplantae; Streptophyta; Magnoliopsida; Solanales; Solanaceae
Product: heat stress transcription factor B-4b-like
Exons: 2
Coding region: 72-848 (258 amino acids)
Biological process (GO): regulation of transcription by RNA polymerase II
Cellular component (GO): nucleus
Molecular function (GO): RNA polymerase II cis-regulatory region sequence-specific DNA binding; DNA-binding transcription factor activity
Source: RefSeq, a predicted model, not a curated record